Thyridium curvatum is the source of this 1746-nucleotide messenger RNA. RefSeq lists its product as uncharacterized. Gene Ontology annotation, cellular component: membrane. The transcript is spliced from 2 exons. NCBI's taxonomy places the organism in Eukaryota, Fungi, Ascomycota, Sordariomycetes, Thyridiales, Thyridiaceae. The record is from RefSeq and is a predicted model, not a curated record. Gene Ontology annotation, biological process: transmembrane transport. Gene Ontology annotation, molecular function: myo-inositol:proton symporter activity. Bases 1 to 1746 code for a protein of 581 amino acids.
AUGGCCGACACCAUAGCCACGGCCGAGGCCACGACCCCGAGGUCCAAGCGGACCCAGGCUCAGCUCGAGCACCCCGUCAAGUCGGACAAGAUGCCGCCGAUGGACGAGAACAGCGCCUUUGCCGUCGCCCAGGCCGGCGGCUGGGAGAUCGACGCCCUCAUCGACGAGAUGGAGCAGCAGGUCGAGGCCACCGGCGGCAUGCGCAAGAGCCUCUUGGACCUCGAGUUCAAGAACCCCAAGCACUUCACCUGGGUCAUCGUCGCCUUCGCCUCCAUGGGCGGCCUGCUGUCCGGCCUGGACCAGUCGCUGAUCUCCGGUGCCAACCUGUACCUGCCCAGGGACCUCGGCCUGGACACGCGGCAGAACAGUCUCGUCAACUCGGCCAUGCCCCUCGGCGCCGUCGGUGGCGCCAUCAUCCUGUCCCCCUGUAACGAGUACUUUGGUCGCCGCUGGUCCAUCAUCAUUUCCACCAUCCUCUACACCAUCGGCGCCGGCCUCGAGGCCGGUUCCAUCAACUACGGCAUGAUCGUCGCCGCCCGCGUCAUCCUCGGCCUCGGCGUCGGUCUUGAAGGCGGCACCGUCCCCGUCUACGUCGCCGAGACCGUCGACCGCAAGGUCCGCGGCAACCUCGUCUCGCUCUACCAGUUCAACAUCGCCCUCGGCGAGGUCCUCGGCUACGCCGUCGCCGCCAUGUUCCUGCACGUCCCCGGCAACUGGCGCUACAUCCUCGGCUCCUCGGUCGUCUUCUCCAUCGUCAUGUUCGCCGGCAUGCUCUUCCUGCCCGAGUCCCCCCGGUUCCUGAUGCACAAGGGCGACGCCCUGGGCGCGUACCGCGUCUGGAAGCGCAUCAGGGGGGUCGACACGCGCGACGCCCGCGAGGAGUUCUUCAUCAUGAAGGUCUCGGUGCUGCACGAGCAGCAGGUCGUCGCCGAGGGCGCCGUCAACCGCCGCUACCCCUGGCUCGACUUCUUCACCGUGCCGCGCGCCCGCCGCGCCCUCGUCUACGCCAACACCAUGAUCCUGCUCGGCCAGCUGACGGGCGUCAACGCCAUCAUGUACUACAUGUCGGUGCUCAUGAAGCAGAUCGGCUUCGACGACGAGCGCGCCAACUACAUGUCCCUCGUCGGCGGCGGCUCCCUGCUCAUCGGCACCAUCCCGGCCAUCUUCCUCAUGGAGCGCUUCGGCCGCCGCUUCUGGGCCAACGCCAUGCUGCCCGGCUUCUUCGUCGGCCUCGUCAUCAUCGGCGCGAGCUACCACAUCGACCCCAAGACGAACCUGCCCGGCGCCGAGGCCUGCUACCUCAUCGGCCUGAUCCUCUACAUGGGCUUCUUCGGCUGCUACGCCUGCCUGACCUGGGUCGUGCCCUCGGAGGUGUACCCGACCUACCUGCGCUCGUACGGCAUGACCACCUCGGACGCCCUGCUGUUCCUCGCCUCCUUCGUCGUCACGUACAACUUCUCCGCCAUGCAGGAGGCCAUGACGCCCACCGGCCUCGCCCUCGGCUUCUACGGCGGCAUCGCCGUCCUCGGCUGGUUCUACCAGCUGCUCUUCAUGCCCGAGACCAAGGACAAGACCCUCGAGGAGAUCGACCUCAUCUUCCAGAGGCCCACCCGCGAGAUCGUGGCCGAGAACGUCAAGAACAUCCUCGACAGCCUGAGCCGCCUGUGCGGGAGGAGGGGUGCCAAGGCCGAGGCUCCUGCCUCUGGCGUCGCUGAUGGCGAGAAGGACAAGGUGCAUGAUGUCUGA